Messenger RNA from Hipposideros armiger (great roundleaf bat), 3194 nucleotides. It is a transcript of the gene CAP2, whose product is annotated as cyclase associated actin cytoskeleton regulatory protein 2. Gene Ontology annotation, biological process: cytoskeleton organization; cell morphogenesis; actin filament organization. Lineage: Eukaryota; Metazoa; Chordata; Mammalia; Chiroptera; Hipposideridae. Gene Ontology annotation, cellular component: cytoplasm. The record is from RefSeq and is a predicted model, not a curated record. The transcript is spliced from 13 exons. Gene Ontology annotation, molecular function: adenylate cyclase binding; actin binding. Bases 346 to 1776 code for a protein of 476 amino acids.
UUCAUAGCCUGGCGCUUGGCAGGCUCCCUCUCCCUUCCUCUCCUUCCCUAUCUCCGUCUCUUUUCUCCCACGGCUCAUCUGGCCCUCCUUUUCUCCAUCCCCCUUUCCUUUCUGCUCCCCUUUAUUUCUACUCCCCACCCGCGUAGCUUUGCUCUCACUCCCUCUCCCCCUACGGCUUGUCUGUAUUUGGAGCUUCCGGAAGCCGCCAGCGACUCUCCCCUGGAGCAGCGUGACUGACACCGACUCUCUUUUGGGGGAAGGAAGGAGGGCAGGCAGGAGGAGGGUGCGAGUGGCCGAACACGGAUUUGCAUCGCCGAGAACAAAACCCCAAGACAUCCAAGCAGAAUGGCGGAGAUGCAGGGACUGAUGGAAAGACUGGAGCGGGCAGUCGGCCGCCUGGAGUUGCUGUCUGCAGAGUCACACCGACCUCCUGGGGACUGUGGAGAAAUGAACGGUGUCAAUGGAGGUGUGGCACCCUCAGUGGAAGCCUUUGAUAAGCUGAUGAACAGUAUGGUGGCUGAGUUUUUAAAGAAGAGUAGAAUCCUUGCUGGUGACGUGGAGACUCACGCAGAAAUGGUGCAUAGUGCUUUCCAGGCCCAGCGAGCUUUCCUUCUGAUGGCCUCUCAGUACCAACAACCCCAAGAGAAUGACGUGUCUGCACUUCUGAAACCGAUAUCAGAAAAGAUUCAGGAAAUCCAAACUUUCAGAGAAAGGAACCGGGGCAGUGCAAUGUUUAACCAUCUCUCGGCUGUCAGCGAAAGCAUCCCCGCUCUGGGGUGGAUAGCUGUGUCUCCCAAACCUGGUCCUUAUGUCAAGGAAAUGAAUGAUGCUGCCACCUUUUACACUAACAGGGUUUUAAAGGACUACAAGCACAGUGAUUUACGCCAUGUGGAUUGGGUGAAGUCAUAUUUGAACAUUUGGAGUGAGCUUCAAGCAUACAUCAAAGAACACCACACUACAGGUCUCACCUGGAGCAAAACAGGUCCGGUUGCAUCAACUACAUCAGCAUUGUCUGCCCUCUCCCCGGGGCCUGGCCUUCCUCCACCCCCUCCUCCACCUCCUCCAGGGCCACCUCCACUUUUUGAGAAUGAAGGCAGAAAAGAGGAGUCCUCUCCUUCACGCUCAGCUUUAUUUGCACAACUUAACCAGGGGGAAGCGAUUACAAAAGGACUCCGGCAUGUCGCAGAUGACCAGAAGACAUACAAGAAUCCCAGUCUGCGGGCUCAAGGAGGACAAACUCCAUCUCCUACCAAAAGCCACACUCCAGGCCCCAAGUCUCCCCAAUCUCAUUCCCCUCAGAAACAUGCUCCUGUGUUCCAGUUGGAAGGAAAGAAAUGGAGAGUAGAGUAUCAAGAGGACAGGAAUGACCUUGUGAUUUCAGAGACUGAACUGAAACAAGUGGCUUACAUUUUCAAAUGCAACAAGUCUACCCUACAGAUGAAAGGGAAAAUAAAUUCCAUUACAAUUGAUAACUGUACGAAGUUUGGCUUGGUGUUUGACAAUGUGGUGGGCAUUGUGGAUGUGAUCAACUCCAAGGACAUUCAAAUGCAGGUAAUGGGGAGAGUGCCAACAAUUUCCAUUAAUAAGACAGAAGGCUGCCACAUAUAUCUCAGUGAAGAUGCGUUAGACUGUGAGAUAGUGAGUGCCAAGUCAUCUGAAAUGAAUGUUCUUAUCCCUCAGGAUGGUGAUUAUAGAGAAUUUCCUGUUCCUGAACAGUUCAAGACAGCAUGGGAUGGAUCCAAGUUGGUCACUGAACCUGCAGAAAUUAUGGCUUAACCUCCAGAGAGACAGAACCCCUGAUCUGAAUCCCCACAUCAAAAAAAAAAAAAAAAGAAAGAAGAAAGAAAGAAAGGAAGGAAGGAAGGAAGGAAGGAAGGAAGGAAGGAAGGAAGGAAGGAAAGAAGAAGAAAGGAAGGAAGACAAAAAGGCAGCAUUAAAGACCAGAAGUUGUGGUAGCACCUACUACUUCAGUUUUGGCCACCAACAAUUCUGUGCUGUAAGAAACAGCAUCAUUUCUGGCACGCCUUUAUGGGCAUUUUGAAGUAUUUAACAUUUCUUCAUGAUUUGCCUUUCUGUGUGAUUUGAGUUCCACAUGAUGAGCUGUGAGCAUUGCACAUUUAAAAGGAAACAAAAGAAUUCUGUUCCCCUCACAUCAACACAGUAGCUGCUAGGUAAAAAUAUUGCAUGAUUCACUUUUGCACUUACAUUUAAUUGCUAGUUGGGAAAUAAAACCUUUGAGAAUUUAAGAUGUACAUUUUUACCUUUUAGACAAUUUCAAUAUGAUGUAGUAGUCGUAUACUCUGAAAAUUUUACCAUUUUUUUUCUUAUUAUUACCGAAUGUUCACCUUUAUCAGCGUGAAUGCUCUGUCAGAAUUAAUAUAUAUUUCGACCCAUGUUUUUACAAAAUUCCAUACUAAGGACCAUAUUCAGUUUCCUGGUCCUUGGAAGACUUGUUUUAUUUACAGUUACUUAAAACCAGAAGUAAAUUGUAAUGAUUUACUAUAAAUAUUUUUCUACCAUGUCACUUCAAAAACUUUUACUUUUCUGCAUAAAGAAUUUUAUGCCAAAAGAUUGGUGGGAGGAAGCAGAUAUCAUACCUCACAAUUUUGCUGUAAGAUCAAGCUUAAUUUUUGUUUUCCAAUUUUUAACCUGUUAAAUAUCAGAUGCCUUGUAAGUGAUGUCUUUAAUGUUUUAUUACAUGCUACUUUCUUCUUUUUCCCUUGCCAGACAUGUUAACCAGGCUCAAAAAUGAACACACAAAAAAGCCAUAGAUGUAUAACUUCUUCUAAAACCUAAGGAAUUGUUUGUUGGUUUAGUUGUUGCUCCUAUUUUGUAGUAUUGAUAGUACAUGCUUUUUCAACAUAACAGUAACCAUCAUACUCCCUUAUAUAUUUUUAGUACAUAGUGCUGAAAAAGCUGCAACUUCUUGGAUCACGUGUAAUGAAUUAUAGUAUAAUGCUUGCAGACCCAAUACAAGCAUAUAUAUUGUGCCUAUCAUAGCCUUUGGAAUAUAGAUAUCAUUUUCGUUUUUUAGAUAUCUUCUAUAUCCAUAUAAGAUUCAAAUUACUAAAUGCUCAUGUACCAAGGUUUUGCUAUAAAAGUUUUGUCCAUAUGAAUAAUGUUGUGGCUUUAGUAAAUAUCUUUUUUCAGUUGUAAACUUAUUCUGAAAUAAAGUGAAAUUCUAAUUAUCUAAA